Coffea arabica (coffee) is the source of this 570-nucleotide messenger RNA. The record is from RefSeq and is a predicted model, not a curated record. Lineage: Eukaryota; Viridiplantae; Streptophyta; Magnoliopsida; Gentianales; Rubiaceae.
AUGACAAGAAAGAAGAGAAAGUAUGUUGCAAUUCCAAAUAAGAGCCAAAGAAAAGCAACUCUCAAGAAAUGUAGAGAUUGCUUGUUCAGAAAAGCAAAACAGCUUUCAACCUUGUGCGAUGUUGAAGUGGGUGUAAUCGUCCAGGAUCAAGAGAAAAAGGAUGUUUUUGUCUGGCCAUCACACCAUGAAGUUGAAGAAAAGCUUAUGAGAUUCCUAAAUGUACCGGAUAUUGAUAGGACAGGAAAUUUUCUACACAUGAAAGCUUCCUUACAGGAACAUCAAACAAAUGCAUAUAUACCAAAUCCAAAAUUGAUUGAAGACUUGAAGUAUGACAACUGGCUAAGAGAGGCGAUGUUUGAUAAACCAAGCAACACUUUCCCCAGUUGUGCAAGUGACAUAGGGUUUCACCAUACCAAUGCAUGUAGUAAUGAAGGGAAUAAUAUGGUUAAUCAUAACACUGCAGGAAGCAGCAGUGGAGGAAAUCACAUGGAUAUCACACCACCAAAUGUUGCUGACCCUUCUUUUGGAACAAAUGAUGGAUUCCCUGAGAUUAUUGUUGUUUCACCUUGA